AUGAAGGGACGUCCGGUGGAACAGCUCGUCUUCGAGUACAUGUUUCCAAAGCCACGACAGCCCGAUCUCCAGAAUUUCCACGCCCUCCUCCAACGUAACCUAAUCCCCGAGGUCCGGCUAGAGGUGCAGUCGUUCUACGGCCACCUCGAUACGGCUGAGGCAAAAUAUCCCGGCCUUGACUACUGCCGUCCCAUCCACCGGAUCCGUCUGAGCCGUUGGCCGUGGCACCGCCGCCUGUUUCGGGCGUUUGACGCCCUCCGUCUGACACCAAACGAGAUCGCCGGUCUCACCAAGUGGGAAGGAACGAAAUGGGCCAAGGAGCGAUAUGAACGCGAGCAGAAUAUCGUCAUUGUAGAGAUGUCCGACGACGAAAUCUCGGACUGGGUUGAGCCUGAGGAUCGGUCUGACCGACUGGUACAACGCUCGGGAACUCGCGGGAUCGAGGGACAAGACGAACCUGCCGAUGGGAAUGAGGGUGACGAGAGCGAUGAGGAGCUCGAGAGUGUCGGCGUCGACUUAAACGAGCGGCUUAGGGAGAGGGUGGCCCUUCGGAACGUUUCGGGAGACACGUCUAUGCCGUUGGACGAGGAGUGGGAGCAAUGGCUCAAACAGGCCAUAGAGACUGGCGAGCUCCCCCUUAUGGCAGACCAGAUUUCGCGCUCUUUAUACGAGCAGGACACGAUGACGCCGGACAACGUCUUCACCGCCCGAAUGUUCACUGCUGCCAGAACCGGUAACUGGCACGAGAUCCCGGAUUCUUUACAUGACAUAUUUCGACAUGGCUUGGAGGGCGAGAGGCAGAGCAGCGAGGAAGCACAGCAAUCAGCAGCCCCAGCCAACUCAUCCUCGCGGACUGCAAGCGACCCUCCGGCGCCUUCGACCUCUGUGCGUGGUAGGCUCAUCGCUCCAAACUUUAACACCCAAGACCAGCGCCCCACCUACUCAUCUCUUCGCCUCCCCGUCGACGAUGGUGGGACGGUGAUGAUGUCGGAUAUCCGCGUGCAACGGACGGCUCGGCCCAACGCUUAG
Molecule: messenger RNA, 1029 nt
Organism: Phialemonium atrogriseum
Lineage: Eukaryota; Fungi; Ascomycota; Sordariomycetes; Cephalothecales; Cephalothecaceae
Exons: 1
Coding region: 1-1029 (342 amino acids)
Source: RefSeq, a predicted model, not a curated record